Messenger RNA from Cervus elaphus (red deer), 5474 nucleotides. RefSeq names its product AT-hook transcription factor (gene AKNA). Bases 291 to 4565 code for a protein of 1424 amino acids. NCBI's taxonomy places the organism in Eukaryota, Metazoa, Chordata, Mammalia, Artiodactyla, Cervidae. Gene Ontology annotation, biological process: neuroblast division in subventricular zone; epithelial to mesenchymal transition; neuroblast delamination. The record is from RefSeq and is a predicted model, not a curated record. Gene Ontology annotation, cellular component: centrosome. The transcript is spliced from 22 exons.
GGGGCGGGGAGAGGUGGGGAGCGAUGCUUGUCUGUGAGCCGCGGCUGGGGCUGGCAGAGCGGCCUGGAGGCGGGCCAGGGCGCCGUGGAGACAGGGGGCUCCCCAGGUUUGGAACAAAGACCUCACAUGCAGGUCCCCUGAGCCUGGGCCAGCAGGAUGGUGGUGGAGCCUGAGAGAGGCCACAAGCAGGAUGGCUGGUGCUGAGACGGGCAGUGGGGACUUUGGUGCCCAUAGGGGCAGCUCCACCUCCUGAAGAUGAAGGGGCCCAGGUGAAACGCAGGCCAGGCCCAAUGGCCAGCUCUGGAACAGAGGUCCAGUGGGUCGAGCUGGGCCUGGGGAAGGGGCCCCAGCGGCGGCGCUGGGCCUGGGCUGAAAAUGGAAAGGAUGCUGAUGGGAGGGGCACACGCAGCUCAGAAGACGAGGGGCCCUUUCCCACUGCCACCAGCCCCGAGCUCCUGGAGGACUUCCGCCGGGCCCAGCAGUGCCUGCAGCCACUGAAGUGGGGCCCAGACUCACAGCCUGCCGGGUGCCAGGAUCCCGAAUCUGGAGAGUCUGCAGAAGCGGAGUCUGAAGAAGAGGAUGAGGACAGCCCAGAAAGUUCCAACUUGCCUCUUAGUUGGCUCCCCCAGCAGAAUCCUCAAAUGGACAUGGCCAGAGAGGAGCCCAGUGAGGCUCUGCAAGGUCCUGAGGUCCAGGAAGCUGGAGAGAGCUCCCCGAGGUUGGGGUAUGAGACCUAUCUCAGCUCAGGGGGCCAUGGGAACACCAGCCCCACCGCUCUGGACUGGGGUCAAUCCGCAGGCUGGGUGGCUUCUAGCAAACAAGCCAGUGGAGACAAACUUCCAGAACAUUCUGAGGUCAACCCAACUGUUGACUUCAGUUCGCCCAGGUCCUGGAGCAGUGGGACUGUGAGCCUCAACCACCCCAGUGACAACCUGGAUUCUACCUGGGAAGGAGAGACUGAUGUCCCCCAGCCCGCUGCCCUGGCAGAAACUUCAGCCCAGAGCCCCAGGCACCACCUCCUCAACCCAAAUGAUAGAACUGAAGGAAGCGUUGCUCUGGCAACACCCACAGAAUUCCAGGGAUCCUCAGCACCACCCACCCAGAGCCUCCAGUGUCCUGCAGAUCGAUGGAGGAGACAGCCCGGGGACCAGUCCUGGAAGCAGACACGGAUAUCACCUAAGCCUCUCCCUUCCCGAUUCACCGGCUCCAUCAGCCCUCUCAAUCCCUCACCUAGGCCAGCUCGGCAAGAGAGGCCACCCCCCAGACUGGGAGCCACUCUGGCUGGCCACUCAUCUUCUGAUGCCCCCAAGUACGGCCGGGGGCGGCUGAACUACCCACUCCCUGAUUUCUCCAAGGUGGGACCCCGGGUGAAGUUCCCCAAAGAUGAGAGCUACCGGCCCCCCAAGGCCCGGAGCCACAGCAGGCUGCCUGAAGGCCCUGCCAAGCCACUGAUCUUCAAGUCUCCUGCCGAGAUUGUGCGGGAGGUGCUGCUGAGCAGCGGAGAUGUCUGCCCCGGAAAGAACCCACCUCCUACCCACCCCAUAACCAGCGUGCCCCAAGAAUUUCAGACACCUGAGCAAGCCACCAAGCUUGUCCAUCAGCUCCAGGAGGACUACCACAAGCUCCUCACCAAGUACGCCGAGGCCGAGAACACCAUCGACCAGCUGCGCCUCGGGGCCAAGGUGAACCUCUACUCGGACCCGCCCCGGCCCAGCCACAGCAUCCACGUGGGGACGAUGCCCCAGGGGACCAAGGUCUUGUCCUUCACCAUCCCACAGCCCCACUCUGUGAAGCGGUAUGUGGGCCCCGCCGAGGGCCCGCAGGCCUCUGAGGCUCCAGGGUCGCCAUCAGCUGGAGGAGACCUGAGCCCUUCCUCACCCCCCAGUAUGCCCACCCUAGGGUGGCUUCAGGAGGACGCAGGGGGCAUUGCCCAGGACCAGCCCUCAGCGGAGCGGGCCCGGGAGCUGGCUUCUCAGGCCAGCUGGUUCCUGACCAGGGUGGAGUCCUUUAUAGAGCUGAUACACGCAGGACGGCUGACACCCCGGGACCAACUCAAGGUCUUCCAGCAGCUAAAGGCUGCCCACGCGGCCCUGGAGGAGGAGUACCUGAAGGCCUGCAGGGAGUGGCACCUGUCCCAGCAGCCUGCUGGCUCCAAGGGGACACCCAGGAGAUUUGAUCCUAACAGGGAGCUGGAGGCAGAGAUAUUCCAGCUGGGAAUUCGCCUGGAUGAGCUGAAGGACCUCAUGGACCACAACGAGCAGCAGCCUGGGCGAGUCGGGUCAGACUUGGCUUCAGACAGCCCCCCAGCCACGCCCUCCCCCCACCAGCCAACAGACCUGCCCUCUCCUUUGGAACAAACCUGCAUGUCGGGCAUCCAGACCCUCGGCCCUGAGCCUGACGCCACCAGCACUGGCCCCCAUGUGAACUCGGAUCUGAGCGCUCCCAACAAUGAGGCAGAGGACGGGCCACUGGGCCUCCCGGCCCCGCUCAGGCACAAGGAGCUACGGGUGGAGCAAGAUUUCCACGGCCUGCUGGAGCGGUACCUCAGUGUGAAGUCCCUUCCAGAAGCCCUGAGGAUGGAGGAGGAGGAGGAUGAGGAGACGGAGGGCCAGGACCACACCCUGGGUUUUGACAGGCUGGCUCCAGCUCCAGCAAAAGCAGUGGCCUCGAGGCUCCCCACCAGGCAGCCCCCGGUGCAGGCUGAGAGAAGUCACGGGGUUCUCCUCGAGGAGACCGUGGAGCCGAUGGCGUCUGUGAAGCCAGCAGACGUUGGUGCAUCCAUGACCAGAGAUGGGCACCUGCGGGGUCUGGGCGAAGCCGAGGACGCCCCUCCCCGCCCCAGCAGGCCCCCCGAUCCUCGGGGCCCCAAGUCCGCAACAUCCCACCAGAGCAGUCUGGCCAGCCUCGAGGGAAGUGGCAUCUCUGAGCGCCUCCCACCAAAGUCUCUGCGCCAGGCCGGCGGGCCCCCGCUGGAGGAGCCCUGGAUGGCAUCCCCAGAGACAGACAGUGGCUUCGUGGGCUCAGAAACGAGCAGAGUGUCGCCCCUCACUCAGACCCCAGAGCACCGGCUCUCCCAGAUCAGCACCCCAGGGAUGUCAGCCCAGUCCUUCACUCUGCCUGUACCCCAAGAUGCAGCCCCCCACCGCCAGACCAGGGGUCUUCCAGUCCCCAGAAGAACCUCCGAGCCCAGCAGAUCCAGGAGCCAAGCCCAGAGGCCCCCGUCUGGCCAGGACAGUCCUCUCCAGCAGAGGACGCCCAGCUUCUGCGUGGAGCGGGCACUGGCAUCUGAGAUAGCGGUCCCGGGCUCAGAGUUUAAGCGGCGAAAGCGGAUUUCUGAACAGAUCCUCCCCGGCGCGACAAUCAGCCCACCUCCCACCCCUGCCCCUGUGGCUGCCACUCCACCCCGUGGACCCGCAGAGAUCACCUCCACCUUCCUCCUCACCAGGACAGGGCGCGACCAGGCCAUCCGGGAGCUACAGGAUGAGGUCUCUCGGCUCCGUCUGAGGCUGGAGGACAGCCUCCACCAGCACCCCCAGGGCCACCCCAUGCGCUCAGCGUCCAGCUGCGACCGGCCCACCCGGACCCGGGAGCGGUCAGGGGAUUCUUCAGCCGCUUGGAGCUCCCAUUACGGCAGCAGAUCCACGGAGAGGUUGUCUGGUGAGCCUGGGGGUGCAGAGCAAGCUGUCCCUACGGGAAGACGGCGAGCCAGGUCCUCCUCGGUGCCUCGGGAGGAGCCUCGAUUGUCCCUGAGUUCCGAAUCUGAGCCGGCCUCCCCCAGGCUGUUCUCUGAGAGGGGCAGGACCACCGAGAACAGUCCGCAGGCCGCUCGGGAUGGAACAAAAGGAGUGAGUAGCACCGGACGGCCCGGCAGGGUCACCUUCCGAGGCCAAUACACAGGCCAGGAGUACUGUGUUCUGACCCCCAAGGCUGUCCCAAGAAGCAGUGCCCCGGUCUGCUGUCCCCACUGCCGACCCCCUAGGACAGAGGAUCCGGGUGAUGCUGUCACCAGGGACCCCCUGGGACCGUCUCGCAGUGAGACCUUGCGAUGUCCCCUGUGUAGUCGAGUUGGGUCCCCCUCUGAGGGGGAUGGCCCAGACUCAGCCACCUCUGCUCCAGAAAAGGCCGCCACCAUGAGAAACGCACCUUCAACGUCCAGCCCCAAGCAGAGGAGCAAGCGGACAGGGUCGCCGUCCCGGCCGCCCCCUGGACUGUGGUAUCUGGCUGCCGCGCCCUCGGCACCAGCCCCUCCUGCCUUUGCCUACAUCUCCUCGAUUCCCGUCCUGCCUUAUCCAUCAGCCACUGUGUACUACGCGCCACCGGCACCUACCUCAGCCCCCUCUGUCCGAGCAGCCGCUGAGUGGCCCCCCGCUGCCCACUCCCGGCCGGCCCGGGGGCCCCGGCACUCUGUCCAGCUGGACCUGAAGGACCUGGAGGAGCUCAACAAGGCCCUGAGUCGGGCGGUCGAAGCUGCCGAGAGCGUCCGCUCCACCACCCAGCACAUGAGCCGCUCGCUGUCGGCCGAGCUGCGCCAGGCCCGCGGCCUGCGGGGCUCCUGCCUCUUCUGACUGCGCUCGAGGCUCAGGGACACGCGGCGGGCAGGGGCCUGGCGGUCCCCUGUCGCCCCCCCGGCCCAGGCCAGAGGGCGCUGAGCCACUCCCAGAGGCCCCGCAGACCCUCACGAGGAAGGCUCCCUGCGCCCCGGGCCCGGCCUUCUCAGCCUCCGUGUUUCAAAACGAAAGGAGUGUCAGCGGGUGACUCAGAGGAGUCACUUCCUAGCCUUGAAGGAGGUUGAGGCUUGGACUGAGGCCACCCUCUGCCCAGACGCAUCUCUGGGAGGCCCCUGGCUUGCACGGGUCCAUCUCCAGCUAAUAAUAUGUAUUUUAUAUACGAUGGACAGGUUGUUUUUUUUUUUUAACUGAGGCAUUUUUUCUGGCCUUCAAUCCUUCUUAGGAGGCCAGAUAAGAGGGGACAGGGCCAGGGUCCCUGGUGAAAAUUUGUCCCCCACCUGUGACCAGCCACUCCAGAGUAGCUGUCUCUGGGAAGGAUGUGGCCGUGGACCUUCCUGCUGGUGACUAGUGGUCGGUCCAUGGGGUACUUUGAGGCCACUGGAAUAUCUUAGAAGCGCCCAGCUUCCCCAUGGUCAAGAGGCCUUUCCCACGGGCUUGCUGCAAUGGAGACACCCCAUAGGGGGCCCCAGAAAACCGUCCACCACGGUCCCCCCUCAGUACCUCAUGCCAAGACCCCUGGCUCUCCCCUCGGACCCCUGUGGCAUUGGGCCAGUGGCCAGCUUCCUGCCAGCUCCUGGUGUGUGCCCCUGAGGCCAGGCCUUCUGCUCCCCGACCCUGUAGCAGCUCAGACCUCAGCUUUUCUGAAAUGUGUGUGCAUCACUGAUAUUUGUAUAUGUGGGGCAUUAAAAAAAAAAUAUAUUUUCGUUAUGAGAGCAAAUAAAGAAGAGUGAAUAUUGAUCUUUAAAA